AUCUACCGGUUAAGAGCUAGCUUGUGAAAUUGUAACUCAAGCCAUCUAUUAAGAUCUGACGGCUGUGAGAUGAGGGGUCAUGGGAAAGCUAAAUACCUCCCUGCUCUUGUCCGCGCCGAUGUGGCAUUAAUUUAUUAUCUCCGAUCCGAAAUUUCGGUGUCAUUUUGACAUCUUGGCACUGUGCCCGAAAUUUCGGUCAUUCCGUGCAAGCUCUUCCAAAGUUUCAAUUUCACGCUCGUCACCCUCGCUACUUCUCACCUCCAACCAUGUCCACUCUUCGCACUCUCCUCAUCCACCCCAAAACCAGUCAGCAAAACCCUAGAAAUUUCUCCCAACCUACAAGAAAUUUCCCCUCAUGGAACCCCCACGCCCUAGAAAAAUUGGGAAACCCUAGAAAAACCCUAAUUCUCAAGGCCACUGCUAUGUGUCUUCGAAUUUCAAGCCAUGGUCGAACCUGAAGUGAAAAUUUCAGUGUGUGAAUCUCAAAACCCUAGAAGAAGAGAGGAUCUCUAUCAUCUCCAGCUCCAAACCCUGGAAGAGAACGUUCCUAUUUAUCUGCAACUCCAAACCUUAGAAAAACCCUGACAAUGGAGGCCCUAGCAGUGAAUUACCUAACUUUCUGAUGGAUUGCAAUUCUCUGAAUCUCUGGACCAUAGGAGAACCCUUAGACAAGAGUUUCUUAGUGCUAUGCUACUUCAUACCCCUACAGGAAAGGGAAUUGGCGAGUCCGAUGGAGACCAUGGAUCCGUGGAGCUUUAUACUGUGAAAAAUCCAAACUCUGAGAAAUCCAUGUAAAGUAACAGCCUUUCAUACCAUGUUUGCAACUUAACAAUCGCCAUGAACAAAAAAAGCCCUAAACGUACAUAGCUUUAUACUCUGAAGCUCCAGACACUUUAGAAAAUUCCUGCAUAAGAGCAUAUAAAUUCCCUUUCAACUCCAAAGUCUGAACCAUAAAAAUUACCAUGAGCAAGCUCCACACUUUCUCUUCCAAUACCCACCCCCAAUUGCCCCCCUCAAAAACCCUAACCCAUUUUCACCACUGCUUCUCCCUCUCUACUAGAGCACCAGGCCACAGAAUCCUCUGCUCUCAAAACCCCCAACUGCAAACCGAAACCCAAACACUAUCCCUAAGUUCCAUUCUCACAGCGAUUACAGGCUGGGCAGACCAGAUCAAAGAGAGAGGAAUGCGAAAAGAGCGACAUUUAUACACCCACAAUGACUGGAUUCAACAUCGAAGCUCUCUCCGCCAUGUUAGGCACCUUCUCUCGAGCCUUUCAUCGAGAGUAGUUCUCUCUCUAGUUCCACCCGUAUUGUUCUUCACAACUGUGGCUGCCGUUAUAGCUUCAUAUAACACUGCGAUUUUGAUGAACUGGGUCCCGAGCUUUUUCCCUCUUCUUAGGGCUUCUUCAUUGCCAUAUCAACUCACUGCACCAGCAUUGGCCCUUCUUCUGGUUUUUAGGACCGAGGCUUCAUAUUCUCGGUUUGAGGAGGGGAGGAAGGCAUGGGGUACGGUAAUUACUGGGGCUAAUGAGCUUGCGAGGCUUGUUGGGGUUUCAGUGAGAGAACCAGUUGAUAGGAAGAUGAAGAGCGUACUUAUUCGGUAUAUCAUGGCGUUUCCUGUUGCACUCAAGUGCCAUGUUAUUUAUGGCUCUGAUAUCCAUCAGGAUUUGAGGGAUUUGCUUGAUGAAGGUGAUCUAGAAGUUGUUCUAAGCUCGAAGCACCAUCCUCGAUGCAUCAUCGAAUUCAUUUCACAAAGUCUUCAACUGGUUCACUUGGAUGAAGCAAAACGGAAUAUCCUGGUAAAUUUUGGAAAAUCCAUAAAUUUUUGGGAGGUUACUUUUAAGAGUGAGGCAAAUCCGAUUUGUUAUAUGCAAAUUUUAAGUGUUAUUACUUAUUACCAAGUAUCCACUUAUCAUUGCUUGGACUCGGGCGAGUUACAAAAUACUAGGAACUACUUAUCUCUUAGCUUUUUAUAUGUUCGGCCAGAUAUUUACUAUUAUGUUUAUUUUUGGGUAUUGCACCAACAGGUUGGUGUUCUUAUUGAGGAACCGUUCCCUAUGCUCGCACUCAAUAAAUUAUGUGACCAAGCCCAUGAGAGCAUCAGUGAAGUUGCAGCCCUUCAGGAUUCGAUUCUCGACAGACUCAAGGUUAAGGAGAGGCAUUUGAGUGAGCACCCAACAAAUGGUAGGCCUCGUUCUUAA
Molecule: messenger RNA, 2201 nt
Organism: Amborella trichopoda
Lineage: Eukaryota; Viridiplantae; Streptophyta; Magnoliopsida; Amborellales; Amborellaceae
Source: RefSeq, a predicted model, not a curated record